Messenger RNA from Carassius auratus (goldfish), 6189 nucleotides. RefSeq lists its product as uncharacterized. NCBI's taxonomy places the organism in Eukaryota, Metazoa, Chordata, Actinopteri, Cypriniformes, Cyprinidae. The record is from RefSeq and is a predicted model, not a curated record. The transcript has 2 exons. The coding region runs from base 1720 to 5574 and encodes 1284 amino acids. Gene Ontology annotation, molecular function: zinc ion binding; nucleic acid binding.
UUAUUUUUCAGCAAUAGGUGUAACUGUCAAAAGACAUGUUUUUCAAAGAUAUGUGUAUUAUUUAUGUUUGUUUAAACAGUCUAAUCAAUUUGAGUUCAUUUAUUGUUUAAAGUAGAGAAUGUGCUCCCUUAGAAUGUUUAAUGUCAUGGGUUCUUUAAGAAAGAGUUAAUAUCGAAGCGUAACAGGUCAUAUGACCAGGUUGAGUUGAACGCGGGACCGUUGCAUUAUGGGUUGAAAAAACAUGGAUGCAGAGUAAUGUUAAUGGUAUACAGAGCCUGGAAAAGAGUAACCUUUAUCUGCAUGGUCUAAGAGGGCGCACACGUUUUCACGGUGUCUGUUGGAAAGAGACAGAGACAUAGAGACAAAUAAACAGCAAAAAGGACAUCUGUAUGAAGCGUGGCUCAUUUCAUUAGACCAGUGCAGCUAUAGUGAAAACGUAACGCCAGCAAAGCCGACAGCGCCAAAUGUGGAACGGUACCCGUCGGAUCUGAAGAGAAAGCAACAUCGCUGGAGCAUCGCGUACAGACAAGACGUCGGAGAAAAGGAAGAAUCACGAUCGCGGAACCAUCGCGCGGUCUGAGAUUGCAUCAGAGAGGAGACUUCCCCUUUCACAGUUGUCACAGCCGAGGAAAGUACCGCGACGCGAGCAGUAGAGGGCGACAUUCAUCCUUCUAGAUUACAGCCUUACAAGUAUCCUUCCUACAGGCUUCAGAGUACUGUGUUUAUUUCAUCGUUGUUUGAAGCAGAAGAGUUCUGCUGUGCAGUUAACUGCAGGUUUGACUGUGCCUUCUACAUCUAUAUGGACAUUAAAAAAAAAAAAAAAAAGGUAAAGUGUUAUAAAUAUAUUGCUUUAAUUGAUUUAUGCUUCAGCAUUGACAUUGUUGUGAAUGGUGAGUAAUUUGAUCUGAGAGUAAUAGUUAAGUAACCGUGUACUAAAGUGUUUUUGGUAAACAUUUACAAUGUCAGUUUAUGGAGAAAAAUCACAAUGUGGUGAAUCAAGUGAGCAAAUAGAGACCAUUCAAGCAGAGUUGAUUAGGUUAAAUGAACAAUUGAAAUUUCAAAGUAAUGAUGUUGAAAGGGAAAGAUUAGAGUCACUCAUUGGUGAUGUUCACUCCAAAAUACAGUCACUUCAAACAGCAAUGACAGAACCUAUUCCUUCCACUUCAAGAACAGAUGAACCCAGGAAAUCCUCACGAGAAAGAAAGUUAACUCCAAAAAUGCAGGAGCUUAAGCAGCAAGAAGUUUCUCAAAAGGAGAGUAAAUUCAUCAAGUUGUAUGAAAGCUGGAAAGACCAAGUUAAAGCUACACGUACCAAACUGAAGGGUGAGUGCUCGGACCAAGACUUAAGUGACCUGAUGGACAGUGUAGAGGGAAUGGAAAGUCAAGUGAAAAAUGUAUAUGAACUUAUAAGAUCUCAAUCAGUUCCUUCUACGGAGAUUAGAAGAAAAAUGGAUUCCUGUACAGCAGUGACUGCAGAUUUGAUGGGGCUAAUGAAAGUUCGUAUGAGUGAAGUGGGGCAAGAGGAAUUUGAUGCUAAUGCAGAAGAAGCAAGAAUUCAUAUGGUGCUUGACAAAGAGUAUGCUCAGUCGAUAUUUACGACUACAAGCUCUAAGUCUAUUCGUAGUCACCGUUCAAGCUCCUCAAUAGAUCAGCAAAGUAUCACUGCAAAAAGAGCAGAGUGUGCCGCACAGUUGGCUGCAAAGCAGGCAGAGAUAAAAAAUGGAAGAGGCUAUUGCUACUCAAAGGCUAGAACUUAAAAGACUGGAGAAUCAGAGAGAUCUUCAGGUAAUAGCUGCAAAGCUCAAGGUAUACUCUGAAGCUGACUCAGGUGAGUCAUGUAAUGAUAGUAUAGCAGCAAGCAGUGAUUUAGCCAGUUGUCCUGUAAUGUCUUCUAAGGAAAUUAAAAAGGAACAGGCAUGCAAGAAUGAUAACCAGGAACAAAAAGACCAUAGUAAUGGUGAUGCAUCAAUAGUACAAGCCUUACAUGACACAAUGGUUCUCAGUAGACUUCCUGCACCUGAGCCCUCAGUUUUCAUAGGAGACCCACUCAAGUUCUUAGAGUGGAGAACAAGUUUCAAGGCAUUAAUAGAGCAGCGAUGCACAAAUCCAGCUGAUAAGUUGUUCUACCUACAAAAAUAUGUCAGUGGUGAGGCCCAGUCUGUAUUGGAAGGAAGCUUCUACAGAAAGGAUGAUGAAGCCUAUGAACAAGCAUGGGAAGCACUGAAUUCUCGGUAUGGCCAUCCAUUUGUAAUCCAGCGUGCAUUUAGAGAAAAACUGAAUGACUGGCCUAAGAUAAGCUCGAGAGAGUCAGUUAAAUUGAGACAAUUUAGUGAUUUUCUGACAGCCUGUAGCAAUGCCAUGCCACACAUUAAAGGGCUUCAGGUGUUAAAUGACUGUGAGGAGAAUCAGAAAAUGCUACAAAAACUCCCUGACUGGCUGACAUCUCGUUGGAAUCGGCAUGUAACAAUGCAGCUGAAACAAUUGGAGGAAUACCCUACUUUCAUGGAGUUUGCUGAUUUCGUGGCACAAGAAGCAGAAAUAGCAUGCAAUCCAGUAACAUCCUUUCAUGCCCUCAAGCUUACUCAAGAGAAGCCAUCUAGAGAGGUUAAGCGCUCAAAGGCAAAUGCAUUCAUCACUAAUGUGAAAGCGUCAGAUAAAUCAAGAAUAGUGUCAAAGACAUACAGUGUUGGAGUAAGCAAUUCAGUGGAUUCAAACCGAUCCGACAAAGUCAUCACUGUGCCUUCAGUUUCAAACUCAGUCACUUGCAGGUAUUGUGGGGAAAACCACUCCAUCCACAAAUGCCAAACGUUUGCCAGUAAGUCUGUGGAGGACAAAAGGAAGUUCAUAUUAGACAAUAACCUUUGCUUUGGCUGUCUUAGGAAAGGACACAACUCCAAGGAUUGCAAGAGUAAAGCUACUUGUAGUGUAUGCAAGAAACAUCAUCCAACACCACUUCAUGAAGACCGCCCUUCUUCUACAGCAGUCACAUUUUCUCAUGCAAUGCAAGCAGAACAAAACACAUCUUCACUUUCCUGUUGUGUAGAUAGUGGCGAUGGUGGGAGUACAUCAAUGAUUGUGCCUGUAUGGAUUUCUUCAACUUCCACACCUGAAAGGGAGAUCUUGGUUUAUGCCCUUCUGGAUACACAGAGCAGCAACACCUUCGUGGAUCAAGAGGUAUGUGAGAGGAUGGGGGCAAUUUCAGAGCCAGUCAAGUUAAAGCUUACAACAAUGAUGGGAAAAGAUUCCAUUGUUCAGAGUGAAAGAGUUAGUGGGCUCAGAGUUAGAGGCUUUACUUCUUAUGGCUUAAUCAGUUUGCCACCUGCCUAUACUAGAGACUUCAUUCCACUUGAACGCUCCCACAUUCCUACUCCUGAAACUGCUAGAAGAUGGAAUCAUCUGAAAGAAAUUGCUCAGGAAAUUCCAAUGCUGCUGGAUUGUGAAGUCGGACUUCUGAUAGGUUACGAUUGCUCAAGAGCUUUGGCACCACGGCAAGUCAUCACAGGAGGUGAUGACGAACCAUAUGCCAUCAGGACAGACUUGGGUUGGAGCAUAGUUGGCUCCUCACCUAAGAUUGCAAAGUCAACUGAAGUUACAGGCCUGUGCCAUCGUGUAUCUGUUAAGGAACUCCCAAAUCUGACACCUACCUCAAUUAUCAGAGCCCUUGAAUCAGACUUUGGAGAUACAAAUCCAAGGGAAAGGAGCAUAUCACAAGAUGAUAUACAGUUCAUGCAAUUUAUGAAUGAGAAAAUUCACAAGAACUCAGAGGGACACCUUGAGAUGCCCCUCCCCUUUAAGAUACGCCCACAGUUACCUGAAAAUAAACAGCUGGCUCUGGUGCGAUUGAAGCGCCUGAAAGGAAAAUUUGAGAAAGACCCAAAAUUCAAGGAUGAUUAUGUAAAGUUUAUGGAAGGUGUCUUCAAGGAUGGCGAUGCGGAGAGAGUUGAACUCCAACCUAAAAAAGGAAAUGUCUGGUACAUUCCUCACCAGGGAGUAUAUCACCCUAAAAAGCCAGAGAAGAUUAGAGUUGUGUUUGAUUGCUCUGGCAAAUAUGAUGGCACCGCAUUAAAUGAUCACUUGUUAACUGGGCCUGAUCUCACUAACGGGCUAACAGGGGUACUUUGCAGGUUUCGCAAAUAUCCAAUAACAAUUAUCUGUGAUGUAGAAAGAAUGUUCCACAGGUUCCAUGUAAGCCAGGAAGACAGAGAUUACUUACGGUUCCUGUGGUGGAAAAAUGGCGAUACAAACACUGAGCCAAAGGAGUAUCGCAUGAAAGUCCAUCUUUUUGGAGCAGCAUCCUCUCCUGGCUGCGCAAAUUAUGGAAUGAAGUAUCUUGCAUGUCAAAACGAAAGAGAGCAUCCUGCAGCAGCCAGUUUCAUCAAAAGUAAUUUCUACGUUGAUGAUGGGCUCAUUAGUGUGGAAAAUGUGGACACAGCUAUCAAACUAGUACAAGAAGCCCGAAUUGUAUGUGCAAAAGGGAAAUUGCGUCUACAUAAGUUCAUCUCAAAUGACAAAAAGGUCAUGGAGUCUAUACCUGUUAGUGAGCAAGCCAGCGGUGUUCAAGAUGUGGAGCUUGGCUCUGAUGAACUUCCAGUCCAGACGGUGUUGGGAGUUAAAUGGAGUGUAAAUAGUGACACCUUUUCCUUUAAAGUAGCCCUGGAUGAGAAACCAGCAACGCGGCGAGGAGUCCUCUCAACAGUCGCAUCUGUGUUUGAUCCAUUAGGCUUCCUGGCUCCCUUUCUCCUAUUAGGAAAGAAAGUAUUACAGGAGAUGUGUCAAAGGGGCAUUGAAUGGGAUGAUUCACUUCCCAAAGAGUUAAUGCCACAAUGGACUAGCUGGCUAAAUGAAUUGAAGGAUCUGCACAAUCUCCAGAUUGCAAGAUGCUUUGUUCCUGACUAUUUAGGGACUGUCCAGAGGAUCGAACUCCAUCACUUUUCAGAUGCGAGUAGUUAUGGCUAUGGUCAAUGCUCAUAUAUUCGAGUGUUGAGUGAAGACAAAGUGCACUGCUCCUUUGUCAUUGGCAAGGCAAGGGUUGCACCCACAAAAGUUGUGACCAUACCCAGGCUUGAGUUAACUGCUGCGGUGAUUUCUUCAGCAGUCAGUAGAAUGUUAAAGGAGGAGUUGGAGCUCAAAAUUGAUCAAGAAUAUUUUUGGACCGACUCAAAAGUAGUCUUAGGCUACAUUAACAAUGAAGCCCGUAGGUUUCACGUUUUCGUAGCGAAUCGAGUCCAAAGAAUUAGAGAAACGACUGACCCUGAACAGUGGCAUUAUAUAGACUCUGAACAAAAUCCUGCAGAUCACGCUUCCAGGGGCCUCAAGGUGUCGGAGUUGAUAAAUUCGAAUUGGCUCACUGGACCUAAGUUUCUCUGGGAAAGAGAAAUUAUCACAUCAGAGACCACUCCAGAGCUUCUGAUUGGUGAUCCUGAAAUCAGGGCAACGCAAGUGCUACAAACAAAGGUAGCAAGUGAUGAAGAUUUUUUGGAGCGGUUCAAUAGGUUUUCGAAAUGGCACACUGCAUUGAAAGUUGUUGCUCGAAUUCAGCAGUUAGCGAGACACAAGGCAGAUCAGAACCAUUAGAAGUGUUCUAAGUUGGGUCCUUUCACAGAGUGCAGGAAGACUGGAUGAUGCCUCCUUGAGAACUUUCUUCUAUGAAUCCAUGUCAAUCAUAAAUAAUCGCCCACUCACCUCAAAUAACAUUAACGAUCCCAAAGGGCUAGAGCCACUUACCCCAAACCAUUUACUCACCAUGAAAUCUUCUGUCCCUCUGCCUCCACCUGGGAAAUUUGUGCCAGAGGACCUGUAUGCGAGGAAGAGGUGGCGCAGAGUACAAUAUCUGACACAGCAAUUUUGGAGUAGAUGGAGGAAGGAAUAUCUGGCAAACAUCAUCCUUAGACAACGGUGGCACUCUCCAAGACGAAAUGUAAAGAUUGGAGAUAUUGUCAUUGUCAAGGAGGAACAGCUUCCCCGCAAUGAAUGGAGACUUGGACUAGUGCUUGAUGCUUGUGCAGAUGAAGACGGAUUGGUGCGAAAAGCCAAAAUUCAAAUAGGAAAUAGGAAGUUAGGGAAAAAGGGUCAACGACUGACUAAUCCAUCAAUUCUUGAGCGUCCUAUUCAUAAAUUAGUAGUACUUGUAGAGAACAAUUAAAUCUGAUUUAUUGUCUGAUCUUGAGACUUUUAAGUGUCACAAGUUCA